AUGGCCAAUGUGAAUGUCAAUCAGAACUUGGAUAAUGUUGAUGUUAUGGAAAUUGAACCAACCAAAGUUAAUCAACCAUGGCCUACUAAAAAUGAGACAAUUUUUAUUGAGUUAAUGGAUGAGCAAGUUGCCUUGAAAAAUAGGUCAAAUACCACUUUCACUCGACACUCAUGGAACUACAUACUUCAAGAGUUGAAACGAAGGACUGGCUAUGCAUGUACCCAUGAGCAACUUAAGAACAAAUUUAAUGCUCUAAGUCAAGUUUGGAAGGAUUUUCACAAACUAGUUACAAACACCACAGGGCUGGUCAACAAGCGAGCAAAAAAAAUUAAGAAAAAAGGUUGCCCAUAUUAUGAGGCAUUGUAUAGAAUCUACCAAGACACAAUAGCAACCGGUAAACAUGCUCACCCAUCAACCAAACCUCCAUUUGGUAAUGAAGAGGAACAUAAUCCCAACUAUGACCCAAAAGAUGAGGAAGCUAAUGAAAAUGAUGAUGAUAACCCAGUGGAUACCAAAUGUAAUCGAAGCCGAUCUACCACUCCAACUAGUAGCCAACAACCAAAAAGAGAAACUUAUGGUCGUGCCCUUACCAGUGCACUCACUAUGUUAGCCAAUUUUGCUAAGCUUAGGGCAAGCUACUACAAGAAAAAAAUUGGCAAGUGGUGGUGA
This is a messenger RNA of Ilex paraguariensis (yerba mate), 669 nucleotides long. NCBI's taxonomy places the organism in Eukaryota, Viridiplantae, Streptophyta, Magnoliopsida, Aquifoliales, Aquifoliaceae. The record is from the annotation of a GenBank genome assembly.